UUCCAAAUCCCAGGUUUGGAUUAUGGAAGUGGUGACAGCUCACCGGACACGGAAGAAGCUCCGCAGGAGAAUCAUAUGUGCAUUGAUUGCUAUAGCAUAGCUAUGAAAAUUGUUCAACUACCCAGUGGAGCACCUCUUCCCGACAAAUACCUGAUAGUACAUGAGUUAACAAGGAAUGGUCAGAAGAUGAAGUGGCAUCCAAACAAGCUGCAUACACCAUUAAAUGCAGCAUAG
Molecule: messenger RNA, 234 nt
Organism: Cylicostephanus goldi
Lineage: Eukaryota; Metazoa; Nematoda; Chromadorea; Rhabditida; Strongylidae
Source: the annotation of a GenBank genome assembly